Thalassophryne amazonica is the source of this 2910-nucleotide messenger RNA. It is a transcript of the gene sox10, whose product is annotated as SRY-box transcription factor 10. Gene Ontology annotation, cellular component: nucleus. The coding region runs from base 617 to 2089 and encodes 490 amino acids. The transcript has 4 exons. Gene Ontology annotation, biological process: peripheral nervous system development; enteric nervous system development; neural crest cell migration. The record is from RefSeq and is a predicted model, not a curated record. Gene Ontology annotation, molecular function: RNA polymerase II cis-regulatory region sequence-specific DNA binding; DNA-binding transcription factor activity, RNA polymerase II-specific. NCBI's taxonomy places the organism in Eukaryota, Metazoa, Chordata, Actinopteri, Batrachoidiformes, Batrachoididae.
CAAUCACAGUACGGGUUUGCUUCCACGCAGGUUUGCUGCUCCUUUAAGACUUGUUCUAGCCACUUUUUUUCUCUGUUUUUUUCUUCUUCUUCUUCUUCCUUUUUUUUUCUCUUCGUGUCAGCCUCAUACAAGGGACUCUUUAAGUCCCGACACACAGAGCGCGCAUUCAUACGGUGGCAGCGGGAUCGAGCGUCACUUUGGAAACUCGGGAACUCACGGAUCCUGGUAACCGACGGCUUCCUUUUCUCCUCACUGAAGUCGUUGCUUUUGGAUUUCUUCCCAGCGGCAGACACGGAGGGGGGCGAGGUCAGGAGGAAAGCGAACUAGUUUGGGCGCAAAGUUGUGAGUUAGCAGGUAAACUGGGGUCCAAGGUGCGCACUGAGCCGCCUAUGAUACCAACUACCCGGAUGGAAAGAACUUUAAUGUGGAACCCUCACAGAGUUCUGCAGCGGAGGCUGAGAGUAGAGACAGACUGGCAGUUUAUAUUAUAAUUUAAGAGGGACAGAUCAGACAGCAGUCAGCCGACACUCCGUGCGUCACUGUGAGAAACACAUUCGAUCAGAUAACGAGCAGGAACAGAGCGCGUACCCGCUGCGCACCGGCAGACUUGCGGAAGAUGUCCAGAGAGGAGCAGCAGAGCUUAUCGGAGGUGGAGCUCAGCCCCGGGGUUUCGGACGACAGCCGCUCCUUGUCACCGGGUCAUUCCUCCGGCGCUGCUGGCGGGGACUCCCCUCUUCGCGUGCGUCAUCAGCCGAAGUUGGAUGAAGGCGCGACGGGCCGCGCGUCCGUCAAAUGCGACGAUGAGGACGAUCGCUUUCCCGCGGGGAUCCGAGAGGCGGUGAGCCAGGUGCUGGACUGCUACGACUGGACUCUCGUGCCCAUGCCAGUGCGCGUGAACACCGGAAGCAAAGGCAAGCCGCACGUGAAGAGGCCCAUGAACGCCUUCAUGGUUUGGGCGCAGGCGGCGCGCCGGAAACUGGCCGAUCAGCACCCGCACCUGCACAACGCCGAGCUCAGCAAGACGCUGGGGAAGCUGUGGAGGCUUCUUAAUGAAAGUGACAAGCGUCCCUUCAUUGAGGAGGCUGAAAGACUGAGGAAGCAGCACAAGAAGGACUACCCGGACUACAAAUACCAGCCACGACGCAAGAAUGGAAAGCUUGGAUCUAGCUCACGAACUGAGGCCGACGGCCAUUCUGAGGGUGAGAUCAGCCAGUCCCACUACAAGGGCCCACGCCUGGAUGUGGACUACACUGGGGGAGCCGGGUCACCUCUGGCAGAUGGGCACCACCCUCUCGCUUCAGGCCAAAGCCAUAGUCCUCCUACACCUCCUACCACUCCAAAGACAGAGCCCCAGUCUGUGAAGGCAGGGGAGGGAAAGAGGGAGGGUAUGGGGAACGGCGGCUCCCGUGGCACAAUGGGAGCUGACGGGAGCUCAGGCACUCCAGGAUCUGGGAAACCUCACAUCGAUUUUGGUAACGUGGACAUUGGUGACAUCAGCCAUGAGGUGAUGGCCAACAUGGAGUCUUUUGAUGUCAAUGAGUUUGACCAAUACUUACCCCCCAAUGGGCACCCAAGUGUUGGGCAGAGUGCUGGUGCAGGAGCAGCUGCAGCAGCUUCUCCGGGUUCUCCCUACACCUACACCAUCUCCUCAGCUCUGGCAGCAGCCAGUGGACAUUCAGCAGCUUGGCUCUCCAAGCAGCAGCCACAGCAACAUCACAGUGCCCUUCUGAGCUCUGACACAUCCAAGGCACAAAUCAAGAGUGAGGUUGGAGAUACUGGAGGCCACUUUGUGGAGGCAGCCUCAGCAGGUUCCCAUGUUACCUACACCCCCCUUAGCCUUCCUCACUACAGUUCUGCUUUCCCCUCGCUGGCCUCUAGGGCUCAGUUUGCAGAGUAUGCUGACCACCAGGCCUCAGGCUCAUACUACGCCCAUUCCAGCCAAGCCUCCAGUUUGUACUCAGCCUUCUCUUACAUGGGGCCCUCCCAGAGGCCCUUGUACACUGCAAUUACUGACCCUGCCAGUGUACCUCAGUCACACAGCCCCACGCACUGGGAACAGCCUGUCUAUACCACACUAUCACGGCCAUGACAAACAAUGUGGUCAGAGGGAAGUGGUGCAGGUUCAGCCCCCAUGUCAGACCCAAACAGGAGAAGUAGCAACAAUGGUUGUUUUGGAGGUGAAAGCAGUCUGAGCCAGGGGGAGUGGGCAGGCACUGGGGAUGCGGGCUGGGAAGGCAGGUGGGGACACAUCCUGGUCUGCGCUUGUCCCGACGCACAAAUGCCGUCACAGGCCUCAGAUGAAUUUGGGGAGUGGCGCAUUCGAAGCAUAGGUGAUUUUGGGGGCCAAGCAGUGGUGUAGUCAGUCAACACCAUAUUACUUUGCAGGUGUACUGUACAUUAAAAACCCAGCAGGGCUCCACGUUAGAGUCACAGUCAUGGUGCCUGCUGGUGUCCAAACAACACAAUUGGCAUCAUUCAUGGGUGGGGAGGGGACAUAUUCCUCUCACUGUAUUAGCAACUCUGAAUAUUUGGUGAUUUGGGGAGGCGGAAUGUGAACUUUCACUCAUGUUACAUGGUCCUUUCUCAGGGUGGCGACUACAUGUGUAUUAUAGGAGGGACAUAUAGCAGCCUUCACCUUCCUCCUGUAGGUCACCAGAGGGGUCAGGCGCAACAUGAUUGAUAGCGACUCAAUCAGGAAUGUAUUACCUCAUCAUCAAAAGUUCUGGAAAGAAAGUGUUUCUACACAAAAUGUACCAGAAGGACGGUGUGCCAAAAUGGUUGGCUGCGGCCCAUUAACUUCUCAGGCAACAUCGACCCCCCCCCCAAAAAAGAUGCUAGUUUUGUAUUGCUUUUGGAAAAAAAAACAGUUCAACACUUGGUUUCAGAGGCACAUGUAGCUAUCCCUAUUUA